This is a messenger RNA of Aspergillus tanneri, 3042 nucleotides long. It is a transcript of the gene FIG4, whose product is annotated as phosphatidylinositol-3,5-bisphosphate 5-phosphatase. Gene Ontology annotation, cellular component: intracellular membrane-bounded organelle. The record is from RefSeq and is a predicted model, not a curated record. Gene Ontology annotation, biological process: phosphatidylinositol dephosphorylation. Gene Ontology annotation, molecular function: phosphatidylinositol-3,5-bisphosphate 5-phosphatase activity. Lineage: Eukaryota; Fungi; Ascomycota; Eurotiomycetes; Eurotiales; Aspergillaceae. The transcript has a single exon. Bases 1 to 3042 code for a protein of 1013 amino acids.
AUGGAGAGUCUUGAAGAAAUGUCUUGGCCCCGAGAAAACGCAGAAGAGUGGGUUGCGGCCUCCGUCGACAAUUAUUCCUCCAGAACUCCGUCGGUGGCCGAGAAUAGCUCGUCAAAUUCGGUGUCGGACCCUAAUGUGGCAAACAAAGACUCGUUCAUAUCUAGCUCCAGUUCUAAACCCUUCGACGAGCAGGAGGAAGCGGCUCCCCGACUCAGUGACGAUCAAAACAAUAGUACUUCGAUCCCUCAGCGGGUCCUAUCGCCAUUUGCUCCAGUCCCCUAUAACCCGCCAGCUCCGAUGGGUGGUGACGAUGGUGAAGAAGAAGACGAGGAACCUCACGUUGCGACCUCCUUUGAACGAGAUUCUACACCCACUUCGACGCAGAAACGUCGGUCGGUGUUCUUUGACGCUGAAGAAGAGGGUUUUAACCGUAUGCAUAAAUUCUCCUUGUAUGAGACGGCAACUCGUUUCUAUAUGGUCGGCAUGGAUUUAUCAGACACCCGCUUCAAAAUUUUGAAGAUCGAUCGAACCUCGGAAUCGGGAGAUUUGAGUGUUGCGGAGGAUGAUAUCGUGUACUCGAAAAGGGAGAUGAGCCGGUUACUGGAUGCCAUCGAUGAUGGUAACAAAAUUUCCGGCGGGUUGAAGCUGCGAUGCAGUGCGUGGGCCCUGCUGGGUUUUAUUAGGCUGACUGGGGCCUACUACAUGCUGCUCGUGACCAAGAGAAGCCAGGUAGCUAUGCUAGGAGGCCAUUAUGUCUAUCAGAUCGACGGGACUGAACUUAUCUCCCUGACGCCAUCGAGCUCCGCUCGCUUAAAACCGGAAAAGAAUCCUGAGGAGGCAAGGUAUAUCGCGAUUCUCAAUAACCUCGACCUCACCCGGUCCUUCUACUUCAGUUACUCCUACGACAUUACACAGACAUUACAGCGCAAUAUCUGUCGCGAACGCAAAGCCCAUCAAGAUAGUCCUCCAAAGCCGUUUCAUCCGGACUAUAACACCAUGUUCAUAUGGAAUCAUCAUCUUCUUGGUCCUGCUAUCGCCACCCUCAGAAGCCCUUAUCAGUGGUGUUUACCUAUUAUUCAUGGCUAUGUCGAGCAGGCAAAAGUAUCCGUCUAUGGCCGAUUGGUCUACAUAACGAUUAUUGCUCGCCGGUCUCGGUAUUUCGCCGGUGCACGUUUCUUGAAGCGAGGUGCCAAUGAUCUGGGUUAUGUGGCCAACGAUGUUGAAACCGAACAGAUUGUAUCGGAAAUGGCAGCAACGUCGUUCCACGCUGCUGGUCCGGAUCUGUACGCCAAUCCUCUGUACACUUCUUACGUUCAGCAUCGAGGGAGUAUUCCUCUUUAUUGGAUGCAGGGAAACUCAGGGGUUUCUCCAAAACCAGACAUUGAACUCAACUUAGUGGACCCAUUCUAUUCCGCCGCAGCUCUCCAUUUUGACAACCUGUUCGAGAGAUAUGGUGCUCCAAUCUAUGUUUUGAAUCUGAUAAAGUCUAGAGAAAGAACACCACGGGAGUCCAAGCUCUUGAGUGAAUACACGAAUGCUAUCAAUUACCUUAACCAGUUCUUACCCGAAAAUAAGAAGAUUAUAUAUCAGCCCUGGGAUAUGAGUCGCGCGGCUAAAAGUCGUGAUCAGGAUGUGAUUGGAACGCUAGAACGUAUUGCGGGCGAGAUAAUACCAAAAACGGGAUUCUUCCAGAAUGGCUACGAUGCAAAUUCUGGCCUCAGACUACAAAACGGUAUUGCCCGAACAAAUUGCAUUGAUUGCCUUGACCGCACGAAUGCAGCGCAGUUUGUGAUCGGGAAGAGGGCAUUGGGCCACCAACUCCACGCCCUUGGCAUCAUCGAAGGCACAACAGUAGACUACGACACCGAUUGUGUCAAUCUUUUCACAGACCUGUGGCAUGACCAUGGUGACACAAUUGCAAUCCAAUACGGGGGCUCACACCUAGUUAACACCAUGGCGACCUAUCGCAAAAUCAACCAAUGGAGCAGUCAUUCUCGCGAUAUGGUGGAGAGCUUCAAGAGAUACUACAACAAUUCAUUCCUGGACGCUCAGCGUCAAGAGGCGUAUAACCUCUUUCUGGGCAAUUACAUAUUCUCCCAGGGACAACCGAUGCUGUGGGAUCUGUCCACCGACUACUACUUGCAUCACGCUGAUCCCAGAUCCUGGUCCGAUAAAACGAAGCCGAAUUACAUUUGCUGGUACACCCCAGACAACUUGAAAGAGAAAGAGCUGCCGCCGCCUCCUCGGCCGCCUCAGGAGUCUUUGUCUCGAUAUGACGAUUACUGGAUGGAAUAUUAUCGGCCUCUGGCUAUCUCAUCGUUCUCUAAGAUUUUCUCGUACAAGAUGAAUUCGAGCCUUCGCUACCUCCCGUUUCGGCCCACGUCCGCGCUACCCGGUGAUCUCAGCCCAUUUAUCACCCGAAACGCACAUGAUCAGAUGAACAGAGACCGCCCCCAGCGCACGGUCAAGAUCCAGGAACCAGAUCGUACUUCCAAUGACGCUUCCGACCGCUUGCGCAUGAACACAGGCCCUACGCAGGACAGGCAGUAUCCGUCCGUGGGUAUUAUGAAAGAGCAAUCCAUCAAGUUCUCCCAACGCGAUAAUUCACACCAGCCCUUCCGGCCACUCUCUGAUCACGCCACGCCUAGCAAAGCGCAGAUCGCCCAAUGGACCCUAGGCCAAUUGGUCACGGAUUCAUUAAACCCAUCCAUCACAGCCGCCGAGGCCGAAGAAUACGAACAUUACAUCAAUCACCCACUCAAGGUGCCCCUCGUCGUGACGUCCGAGAACGAAGUAACGGCUGCCUCAAUCCAUGAACACGAAUCCAACCACGACCUCCUCGAGUACGCUAAUAAAUGCAACGUGGAGGAAUCUACAUUGGAAGCCAACGCGGAAGAAAAUUACGCCGAUUAUGCGGAAUUCUUGAACGUAUCGGACGUGGGACUGACGGUUGUGGUUGAGGACUAUGAAAUGAAGCGUUACAAGCGGUAUCGACAAUGGUUGAGAGGGAAGAGCCUAUUCAAGCAACGUGUUGAUACAUAA